This is a messenger RNA of Misgurnus anguillicaudatus (oriental weatherfish), 1319 nucleotides long. RefSeq names its product single-pass membrane and coiled-coil domain-containing protein 3. NCBI's taxonomy places the organism in Eukaryota, Metazoa, Chordata, Actinopteri, Cypriniformes, Cobitidae. The record is from RefSeq and is a predicted model, not a curated record.
UAAAAGCUGAGUAGGGAGUUGUUGUAUGACCAACAGCUCAAAGAAUUAACAUCAUCAGACAUCUGAACCACCAGCAACACCGACAACAUCUCAGACAACCGUCAGACUAAACCUAGACUCUAAAAAUGGUUUGGAGUGAUCUCUUCUACCCUGAAAAUCCUAAAAGAAGGGAGAGGCUUAUCCGCAAAAGUCAGCAAUUUUUUCACCUAAUAGAAGACAACUUCAAUGCCACCAACGAUCUCAUUGAAGUUGUUAAUAAGCACUUAAAAUUGUCCCUCGGACGAGUCACCUUGAAUGAGAGUGCUACUGUGAAGGACAAUUGUAAUGUGCUAAUUCAACGCAUUCGUGAGAUCCAGGCAGAGAUAUGGAAAAUUGAUAAUAAACUGAAAAUAAAGUUGGACCCUGCCUUGUACGAGGAAUUAAAGAACAUGAAUCUGUAUGUGCCACUGAGCAUGGCCACACAUACACAAAUUGCAAAAAUUGCCAUUGGAGCUGGUGGGAUGGUAACCACUGCUGCCGUUUGUUGGCUAAUUAAAAGUGAAAUGAUUCUGGCAAGUGUAACUACCCAGAUUGGUGCAAUUGCAUCAACAUCAAUCGGAGCUGUUGUGCUUGGGGUGGUGUUUCUAGGGGUUGGUAUGAUUGUUGAGGCUAUUUUGGGGAGUAUUGAGCGUGAUCAGCUUGAGAGUGCACUAAAAGAGUAUGAUGAGGCUUUGGAGGAAUUCAGGCCAGCAUCUAAACAAUAUCAGAAGAGCAUAAUGGAAGUCAGGCUAAGAAUUGAACUAAUAAAAGAAUAUGUUUAGAUUACAGUCUGUUAUCUUUCAUAUUAGCAUGAAACUGAAUAAAUAAACAAUAACCCAUCAAAAAGUCUAAAAUUAGUCAUUUGUACAGUAUUAAAAAUGUGGAAAUCUUUUUUCUCUCUUUUUUUGAACAAGAAAAUAAUAUUUGAUGUUCAGAUUGUGAGCUAUUUUAAACAUUAACAUAAAUGACAGACAGCUUUUCAUAUUGCUUAUUUGUGUUGUUUUCUAGUAAAAAAUUCUGAAUUUAAUUUCAGAAAUGUUUCCUGGAAUUAAACUGUAACUACGAUUAUGACAUGCUAAAAAGAUGUGAAUUUCUUUGUCCUUUUUUUUCACAUUUAAUGAAAUUACUUGUGGUGUUUGUACAUUUUUUUGCCAAGGUUUUAUUGUGGUUUGUUGUUAUUGAAACUAAAUUUUGCUGUCAAUUAUGUUUUUUCUCUCUUUCUCUCUCUGAACUAAAUGGCAGUGCCGUGGUUGGAUAGUGCAGAUUAAGGGGGUUUUAUUGUAAUUGCCGCUGCUACCUAC